Messenger RNA from Ctenocephalides felis (cat flea), 480 nucleotides. RefSeq names its product 54S ribosomal protein c83.06c, mitochondrial (gene mRpL36). Lineage: Eukaryota; Metazoa; Arthropoda; Insecta; Siphonaptera; Pulicidae. The transcript has a single exon. Gene Ontology annotation, biological process: translation; ribosome biogenesis. The record is from RefSeq and is a predicted model, not a curated record. Gene Ontology annotation, cellular component: ribosome; mitochondrial large ribosomal subunit. Bases 67 to 420 code for a protein of 117 amino acids. Gene Ontology annotation, molecular function: structural constituent of ribosome.
ACUUUUUAACCUAAAAUGUGGUCCUGAUUUUGACGCAAAAAGAUAUUAACAAAAACUCGAUUUAAAAUGAGUCUAAAUACCAUAUUAAGAUCCACCAUAAAUAUCAUCACCAAAAAAUCAAUUCCUAUAUCUCCAUUUCUACAAAAUGGCCAAAACAAAUUCUAUCACAUACUGAGUAGAACCAUAAGUCCUUUACCCAUGUUAACGCCAAGUAUUCCUGCAAUUGUACAAAAUUGUGGAUUCAAAGUCAAAGGGCAUUUAAAAAGAAGAUGUAAAGACUGCUAUUUUGUCACAAGGGAACAGAGACAAUAUGUGAUUUGUCCAACACAUCCUCGGCAUAAGCAAAUGGCUAUGAAGAAGAAAGAAAAGAAUACCUGGAUAUUGACUCAUGCGACUCAAGGGAAAUAUAGGGAAUGGUAGAAUUAAGUACUGGAUGUAGUAUGUUUUUGUUGUAAAUAUUUAUUUAGUAAAUAAAGAUAU